Messenger RNA from Arabidopsis thaliana (thale cress), 698 nucleotides. Its product is annotated as transcription factor-like protein. Bases 36 to 596 code for a protein of 186 amino acids. The record is from RefSeq and is marked reviewed. The transcript has 4 exons. Lineage: Eukaryota; Viridiplantae; Streptophyta; Magnoliopsida; Brassicales; Brassicaceae. Gene Ontology annotation, biological process: transcription initiation at RNA polymerase II promoter. Gene Ontology annotation, cellular component: nucleoplasm; nucleus; transcription factor TFIIA complex.
UACUCUCAAUUAGGUUUUCUUUGAAUCGUAUCAAGAUGGUGUUAUCAACGAGCGAUACGAGUAGCUCUUACAACUAUGUUAUCGAUGACGUUAUCAACAAGUCUCGAUGCGAUCUUGUCUACAAUGGAGAACUUGAUGAGAGUGUUCUUAGCCAAAUUCAAUCGAUGUGGAAAACGAAGAUGAUACAAGCAGGAGCCAUGAGCGGAACAAUCGAAACAUCUUCUGCUUCGAUUCCCACCACACCUGUGAUAGUGCAGACGACUCUUCAGACUCCGGAUGCAAUUCCUUUACCUGAGAAGAAGAUGUCUCCAAAGAAAGAGAGUGAUGGAUUUUAUUAUAUUCCUCAGCAAGAUGGAGCGAGAGAUGAAGCUAUUGUCGAUGUAGAUGAGAAUGAAGAGCCUUUGAACGAGGAUGAUGAUGAUGAGGAAGAUGAUAUCGAUGAUGAUGAUAUGAACAUUCAACAUUUGGUCAUGUGUCAAUUUGAUAAGGUGAAGCGUUCCAAGAACAAGUGGGAGUGCAAAUUCAAUGCGGGUGUUAUGCAAAUAAACGGCAAAAAUGUUCUUUUCUCACAGGCAACAGGAGAUUUCAACUUCUAGAAGAUGCACUGAAGAUUUAACCUCUUCAGAAAUUGCAGAACGUAUUUUGGAUUUGUUCCAACAAUAAUACUUCUUUUGUAAGGGAUUUAUUGAAUGGAAAUU